AUGAAGCUUUUACCGACCUUUGUUUUCGGCGCUAUCGUUGCUCAAGACUACUUCGACGCAGAAGGCGAGAGAAAAAAGAAAAAGACCAAAGUGACGAAAAGCGAUGCUUGUGGGUGCACUGAGAUGCCUAAAAAUGGACCUGAUGCGGUUGCUACUUGUGUUAUGAAUGGCGGAAAACGAAAAACGAUUGAUUGGACUUGCCCAGCGACCGGAACGACUCAACGAUUCAGCAAUAUUAAAUGCAAAGGAAUUCGUAAGAGAAAAUUGGACGAGCAAUGUGGUGAUCUGGUCUGCAAUUGUCGAUUUGAAAUGGACGCAUUUGUUUCGACUAUGAAUCCUGAUGAAGGGCAAGCUGUCGGUUUGUGUACCAAUCCUCACAAAAAGCCGACAUACAAGCUUUUUUGCGACGCGAAUUCUGACAAUAUUCAUGAUGGCGGAGAAUCUUUCCAGGAAUUCCGAGUGAGGUGCCGAAACGGAGCGCUCUUCAAGAGCAAAUUUAACCAAGUUCUUUGCGGCAACUCGAUCAUCGGAGGCGAUGGCUGGGAAGCUGGGCCUGCUUCGAUGCCCUCUGGCUUGACUUGCGCAGACCCAACGAGUCCGUUUACUGCGCGGAGAAAGCGCAAGAUCAAAGACUUUGCGACCUCGAAAAUCGUUGGUGGUCAGACAGUUGAUAGAAAAUCAACAUGGCCUUGGAUUGUGAAAACGCCAGGAUGCGGCGGAACUAUCAUUUCAGCGAAUCCGAGCGGAACGAGCGAUUGGAUUCUUACAGCUGCUCAUUGUUGCGAAGGAUUGUCUUCAAUGAAUGUGAUUGUCGGAUCUGAAGAUCGAAGUAUUGGUGGAGCUUCUACUGAUGAAGAGUUUCGGGUGACAUCCCUUAGCAUCGUCAUGCAUCCAGAUUACAAUGGUGAUCUUGGAUCUCCUUCAUCGCCUGGAGCUGAUGUCUGUCUUGUCGAAGUUCCGAAUCUAUCAGAUGCUCAGCCUGUCGGAUGCGUUGACUGUUGGAAACCAGCCUGUCUCCCUGCAGCCCAUGUCGACGACAAAAGACUUUGCUACGUCGCUGGCUGGGGGACCACUUCCUCUGGUGGAAAUUCGCCUACAUUCCUCCGCGACGUUGGCGUUCAUGCUUUUUCUCAAGAAGCUUGCGAAUCAAUCCCGGACAUGAGCGGCGGAAUCGUUCAAGAUAAUGAGUUCUGCGUUGGUGUUCCCGAUUUCAAUGGAGACGGCAUCACUGACGGAGGGAAAGACUCAUGCCAAGAUAUUUGCUUGAUUGAAUGUCGGCGAGAAAUGAUUUUCUCGGAAAGUCAAUAUUUACUGGGAGGUGUUCGCUCAGUUCAGUUUAUGGUUCUUUCCAGAAAAGAAAAGAGCAUGGAGAUCAUUUGUGCCGGUUUUCCGAAGACAUCAUCGAAAAGCUGCUCUACUUGUCUCCGAACACUUGGCUUCAAAGUCGCCGAUUACAUCGAAACUGCCGAGUUCUUGUCCGAAAUCUGGGUCGAAUACAUCAACGGACGAUGUUCGAUUCAUAAAGUCAUCGAAGAAUACAACAAGCAUGGUUUUCAAGCAAAUCAGGACAUUCCUGGAAAUCUGUACUGGGAAGAGCUUUUCCACGCCUCUCCCAAUGCAAAAGUGAUUCUGACCGUCCGAGACAGCACCGAAGUCUGGAACAGAAGCAUGGUCAACUUCAUGCUGCAGGAAGCAAAAAGACUUGGAAAUCCGGGCUUUUGGCUCUUUCAUCGAUUCUCCAGUUUGGGAUGGACGAGUCCGAGAAUGCUCAACAUGCUUGAAAUAAUUGAAAAAGUGAAAAACACGAUGUUUUUCCGCGCUCCCGAUGUGAAAUGGUUUCCCGCAGAUUGGCGAAAGUUCACCUGGCAGAGUCAGAAUGAAAUGAUGGGGAAGUAUUGGGAAUCGAUGAAGGACAAGUACGAAGCUCAAAUUCGACGAGUGAAGGAAGUCGUUCCAGAGGACCGUCUUCUCGUCUGGAAUAUCAAGGAAGGAUGGGAGCCGCUUUGCAAGUUUCUCGAUAGACCUGUCCCUAAUUCUCCCAUUCCACACGAUAAUCGAACUGGUGACCACGAGUUCAUGGAAAGAUAUUUCCUCGAAAGCGAUGUAGGAAAAGAAAUGAAAUCGUACAUGAAAUGGUACUUUGCCAAAUUUCUGCUCAAAACCGUGAUCAUUUCCGGCGCCCUGAUCUAUGAGAAGAAAAAUGACUUCAGAAUCACUCGAGCUCUUGUUUCUUCUGUCAGAUCAAAAUUGAAUUUCUAA
Messenger RNA from Oikopleura dioica, 2259 nucleotides. The record is from the annotation of a GenBank genome assembly. NCBI's taxonomy places the organism in Eukaryota, Metazoa, Chordata, Appendicularia, Copelata, Oikopleuridae.